GGGCGUGUCAGGCUGCGGCAGGGGACCAGCCGAUUGGCUGGGAGGGACCGGGGCCGGGCUGCCGGCCCGAACAGAGGAGGGCGGUGCUGCAAGGCUGGUCUGGGAGGUGACGACCGGCUUCGGAGCGUCUAUCAUGGCAGCUCGGACUGGUCGCACGGCGUUGAGAAGGGUGUUCUCGGGAUGCCUUCCGAAGUCGGCGACAGCGGCCUGCGCCCCCGCUCGGGCGCAAGCGCCCGUGCGGAAUGGCAGAUAUUUAGCUUCCUGUGGCAUACUGAUGAGCAGAACUCUUCCACUACAUACCUCAAUUUUGUCUAAGGAGAUAUGUGUACGAACUUUCUUCAAAAUCACUACACCAUUAAUAAACAAAAGGAAAGAAUAUUCAGAGAGAAGAAUUUUAGGAUAUUCAAUGCAGGAAAUGUAUGAUGUAGUAUCGGGAAUGGAGGAUUACAAGCAUUUUGUUCCUUGGUGCAAAAAAUCAGAUGUUAUAUCAAAGAGAUCUGGAUAUUGUAAAACACGAUUAGAAAUUGGAUUUCCACCUGUGUUGGAGCGCUAUACAUCAGUAGUAACCUUGGUGAAACCUCAUUUAGUAAAGGCAUCUUGUACUGAUGGGAGACUUUUCAAUCAUUUGGAGACUAUUUGGCGUUUUAGCCCAGGUCUUCCUGGCUACCCAAGAACUUGUACCUUGGAUUUUUCAAUUUCUUUUGAAUUUCGAUCACUUCUACAUUCUCAGCUUGCCACAUUGUUUUUUGAUGAAGUUGUGAAGCAGAUGGUAGCUGCCUUUGAAAGAAGAGCAUGUAAGCUGUAUGGUCCAGAAACAAAUAUACCUCGGGAGUUAAUGCUUCAUGAAGUCCAUCACACAUAAAGGCAAAAAAGAACUGGUGUCACCUGCUUCUAACUUUAGUGUGUUCACUUUUAGGAAGUAUUUUCAUGACAUGUUUUCAGAAGCCAGAAAGCAUUUGUUAAACGCAACUUUGGUUAUAAACCUGCACCAUUGAAAAUUUGCACAUAGAAUAUAGACUCACUUGUACAUAGAAUUAUUUCUUCAAUCAAGUAUAAUUCAAAAUAAUAUGGACAUUAUCAUGUUCUGCAUUACAAUAAUGGGAUGUCAUCACCAUUACUAGAAUAUGGGCAUGAUUCUUCUGAGCAGAAGUUGAAACUGUAAAUUUAAACCUUUUAAUUACCACCUUACCUGAAAGAGGUUAGUUAAGAUAUUCACGCAGUAUGUAUUAUAUUAACCAUAUCACACUUAAGUUAUUAAAUUCAGACUAUUUGUAACUUAUUGUUAUAGGGCCUACCAUAUGGCUUAGGAUAUUUGAGUAAUUAUAUAUUUAAAGUAAAAACUUUGGGCUGGGCGCAGUAGCUCACGCCUGUAAUUCCAGCACUUUGGGAAGCUGAGGUGGGCAGAUUAGUUGAGGUCAGGAGUUCGAGACCAGCCUGGUCACCAUAGUGAAACCCCAUCUCUACUAAAAAUACAAAAUUAGCUGGGCAUAGUGGCACACACCUGUAAUUCCAGUUACUUGGGAGGCUGAGGCACAAGAAUCGCUUGAACCCGAGAGGUGGAGGUUGCAGUGAGCCAAGAUCGCCCUGCUGCACUCCAGCCUGGGCAACAGAGGGAGACUGUCUCCAAAAAAAACAAAAAACAAAAACAAAAGCUGUUAGUGAAGGUUCCCUGGGACUUUUGAUAUUUUAAAAAUUGUUCUUAUGACUAGUAGAUAAAUUCAUUGCCAUAAUGAGGCUAGCUCCCAGAUAAACAGUGAAUUUUUUUCUUUUUUUUUUUUUGGUGAGUGGUCCAGAGCUUUAAGCUACUUUUCCAGUAGUUUGCCACUUUCUCCGAGGUAGUUUGGCUGCUCUUUCAAUUAUGCUAAUUGUGUGUCAAAUUUUGUCUACAACAGUAGGCAACAGAUGAAGAUAAGUUGGUUGAAUGUCUCCAGCACUAUGCAUCCCUAUUUUCUAUUUAUUGUGUAUACUCACUUUCAGUAAUGUGUUUCAAACCGGUAUUUUUUAAAAAACAAAUCAAUGUAAGGACUGAAGUUGAAGUAGCAACAUAAUAAAGUUAAUUUGUUUAUUUUUUGUACAGUUAGUUUGGCUAUUGAAAUCUUCCUAUAUUGUUUCAAUGUGUAUUUGCAUAGACAUAGUAAAGUGUUAUUAUAGCUUUUCAUGUCUUAAAAAUAUCUAUAAAGAUUUCUAAAAUAUCUAUUUCUAUGAAGAAACAGACUUUGACAAAUAUAAGCAAAAUUCAAUUUUCUUUUAACCAGUCAUUGAUCUCCUGUCCUCCUUUCACUACAUACCAACAACCCUCUGGCAUUAAACUUCCAGUGAUAGUGCUAUUAACUUUGUUUCCUCAGAUCAACAAGGGACCUCAGUAAUUAGUUCUCUACAUAAGUAUGUAUAUGUAUUAAUUUGUUUAAUAAAUCUGUUUUGAGCACCUGCUUUCUCUCAGACACUGGGUAUAGAGUGAUGAAGGAUUCAUACCAGCCUCUACUCAUGAGGAGCCAGGUUGUGCUUUCACACAAGGUACUUAAGGCCAAGUUCAGAGUGUCAGAGUUUAUAUAUCUGGAGUUCAUCUGAUUCUGCGUAACAGCAUUCUAAGCUCAGACACUCCAAGAAGGAGACAGACCUGGUCAGGAAUUUUUCUGAGGAUUUUAGGUAUAUGUCUGGACGUAGGGAGAGGGAAACAAAGAACAAAGGUGACUAAGAUGGCGUACUUUCGGGUUCUUCAUCACCAACUUUCCUCCGCCAGGGAAAGGCACAGGUCAACUGCGCAGGCGCAGCAUGACGUCCGACCGAGGAAACCGAAACCUACCUGGCCAUGCCCACCGCAGGGCCCUCGACCCGCCCGCAUCCCGCCUACCGCCCUCCCACUCCCAGGCCCAAGACAUAAAAGCCGCUCCCCGCAGGCGCGCGGCAUGAACUUCCUUGGCCCCUCCUCAUAUGCGGACCUAGGAACCUCACCCGAGAACGCCGGAGCGACUUCCUCGGCCUCUGCCGCCAGAGACCGGUGAACCUUGCCUCCUCUUUCUUUACAUUGGCUACGUAAUAAAGUUUCCUUUUUAUCUUG
Rhinopithecus roxellana (golden snub-nosed monkey) is the source of this 3058-nucleotide messenger RNA. It is a transcript of the gene COQ10B, whose product is annotated as coenzyme Q10B. The record is from RefSeq and is a predicted model, not a curated record. The transcript is spliced from 7 exons. Gene Ontology annotation, molecular function: ubiquinone binding. Gene Ontology annotation, cellular component: mitochondrion. Gene Ontology annotation, biological process: ubiquinone biosynthetic process; cellular respiration. Lineage: Eukaryota; Metazoa; Chordata; Mammalia; Primates; Cercopithecidae. The coding region runs from base 134 to 862 and encodes 242 amino acids.